ACCUGGCAACUCUGUGCAAAAGUGAGGAAACAACUACAAAAGUCUUCGGUCUGCAGCAAACAUCACGAAGGAGAUAAAACUGAGUUUGGUGCUUUAAAUUAUGGAUAAAAUCAUGGGUAUCUGUCGAUUUUGUCUCAACUCUACCGUACUUACUGAAAGUAUAUUGAUUAACAAUGCUGAAUUUCGUUCGAAAUUUGAGGUUUUAUUCAACUUUGCUAUAACUGAUGAUAAAUUACUACCAUCUAUCGUUUGUUCGAGCUGUCGAAGCAGAAUAAUCGAAUUUUACAACUUUCACGAAACAGUUCGAGUUAAUCAAAUCGAGUUAAGAAAUGAAGCUGUCAGCCGCAAAGAAUACCAGCGCUUAGCGUUUGAAAAUGUAAUUAUAAAACAGGAAACUCCAGACAGUGAGCAAAAUGAGCUUGAUAAUGUGAUUUGGUUAGAGGAACGGGAAACAAAUCAUGAUGCGGAUGACGUUGAGCAGGAUGACUCCGUGACUGUGCUUAAAUUUAAAGUGGAAUUGAAUGAACCUGAUACCAGUACGGACGACCAAGAAGCCAUCGCUCAAGUAAGGCACAGUGUUGAAACAUUAAAACGAAUCGAUGAACAUGAAUUAAAAAGUCAAAAAGAGCGAAUAAAAAGAAGCGCUGUUGAAAAUCAAAAAAUAUCAGAAUUUUUCGAACUGACUUGUGAGUACUGCCCCGAAACUUCAAACACUUUUGGUCGAUUACAAACGCAUUGUCGAAAUGUUCACGAUAAAAAAGCAGGAGUAAAAUGCUGUGGUCGAAUUUUCUACGAUAAGUAUAAAAUAAUUGAGCAUAUAAAUUCCCAUGAAAAUCCGAAUCAGUUUUACUGUGAAAUUUGUCAAAAAUCCUAUCGCAGUAAAGAGUAUCUCGCAGUGCACAAUCUAAAGAUGCAUAGGAAAUUGGGAGAUAACUCCUUUAGUUGCGACGAAUGUGGCAAAAGUUUUCCGCAACAGGGAUUAUUGAAUGCGCAUCUGAAAGCUCACACUCAAACUAUAUGUUCCAUAUGUCAUCAAAAGCUGGGUAGUAAUUCCCUAAAAAUGCAUAUGCUAAGGCAUACAGGAACCAUGAAAUAUGUAUGCGACACAUGCGGAAAAGAAUUUCGCAGUAAAAUAACAUUGGAGCAACAUAUCAAACGUCACAAAGGUAUUGACGACCGACUGCAGUGUCACAUCUGCGGUCGUUGGAUAUUGGGGAAACGCGUUAUGCAGAUCCACAUGAACACGGUUCAUUGCGACAAAACUCGGGAGUUUUAUUGUGACAUAUGCUUCCUGAAGUAUCCGAAUGAGCGAUCGCUAAGUGUCCACAAGGGUCGAGUUCACGUGGAGAAAAAAUUCGAAUGCGAAUUUUGUGGAAAAAGGUUUAAACGCAGUAUCAACUGUAAGGAGCACCGAGCUUCGCAUACCGGUGAAGUGCUGUACUCUUGCAAUAUAUGUGACGCGACCUUUAAUUCGAACGGAAAUCUGUACUCGCAUAAGAAAAACAAGCAUCCAGAGGAAUGGAUGGAAGCAAAGAAGAAAGCUUUUGCGGCUAACUACGGACAAGAGAUUAAGGGCUGCCCAUAAAUCUCAUAAUCGAGAUUUGACACUCAUUGGCAUUCGCAAGCAUUUACAAAUAGUCCUCUGAGUCAAGCAGUUCGGAAGUUUC
Malaya genurostris is the source of this 1667-nucleotide messenger RNA. Its product is annotated as zinc finger protein OZF-like. The transcript has 2 exons. Gene Ontology annotation, cellular component: nucleus. The coding region runs from base 101 to 1585 and encodes 494 amino acids. NCBI's taxonomy places the organism in Eukaryota, Metazoa, Arthropoda, Insecta, Diptera, Culicidae. Gene Ontology annotation, molecular function: DNA-binding transcription factor activity, RNA polymerase II-specific; RNA polymerase II transcription regulatory region sequence-specific DNA binding; zinc ion binding. The record is from RefSeq and is a predicted model, not a curated record. Gene Ontology annotation, biological process: regulation of transcription by RNA polymerase II.